Molecule: messenger RNA, 1305 nt
Organism: Lodderomyces theae
Lineage: Eukaryota; Fungi; Ascomycota; Pichiomycetes; Serinales; Debaryomycetaceae
Exons: 1
Coding region: 1-1305 (434 amino acids)
Cellular component (GO): U2-type catalytic step 2 spliceosome; Prp19 complex; U2-type catalytic step 1 spliceosome
Molecular function (GO): pre-mRNA binding; U6 snRNA binding; metal ion binding
Source: RefSeq, a predicted model, not a curated record
AUGUCAUCAAUAAGUUCCAUCACUUCAUCAGACCCUAUGUCGCUGCCAGCAAGAAUUCAAGUAGAUAUAAACACACUACAAGACGAAGAGAAACCCCAGCAGGUUGGUGGUGCCACCUUCAACAUGUGGUACCUCAACUGGUCAGGUGGCGGAGGAAUAAACCCAUCGGCCAGUGAUUCAUUUACGCGAUCAAAGUUUAGAGUCAACAUCGAGCGGGACCAAGGGUAUACAAGAGCAGGAGACGCAUCACCAGUAUGCUUAUUCUUCAGCAGGGGGUGCUGUUACAUGGGAUCAAACUGCAAAUACCUGCAUAGUCUACCGAGUAAAUCGAAAUUUCAAAGUCAAGCAAAGGAUUGUUUUGGCAGAGACAAAACUGCUGAAUACAACGAUGACAUGGAUGGAGUGGGCUCAUUUAAUCACACAAACAAGACCUUGUAUAUAGGAGGCAUUCAAAUGAGACCAAAUAUCGAAGACUUGGUGACUAAAAACUUUGAAGAGUUUGGAGAUAUUGCUAAAGUUAAAGUGAUUUACAAUAAAAAUUGCGCAUUUGUCACUAUGAAGACCGAAUUUGAUGCUCAGUUUGCCAAGGAAGCCAUGAAUAGACAGUGUUUGAUAAACCCAGAGACUAAUAGCAGCAAAAGCAAAGAAGUACUACAUGUACGGUGGGCGCACCAAGACCGAAAUCCUGAAGCGCAAAAACAAAAUAAGCGCAAAACGGAACAAAUGGCGAUGGACACAGUUAAAGAGUUGUUGAGUAAUGAGACGUGCAAACGGGUUAAAAUGGGAGAGGGUCGGGAGAUUGAUAAUUUACCACUGGAGGUUGUUGAUGUGGAACUCGAUAACGGAAAUGAUGAUGAUAACGACGACGAGGAUGACGAUGACGAUGACGAUGACGUCGACAUCGACGAACUGGACGAUGAAGAUGAGGAAGACGAUGCCGUGCCUGACAUCAAGCCAAAAAAGAAUGGGAAACUACAUAGGGGUAAAAUGUUGAUCAAAAAUAAAAACACUACGAACCAGAAUGGAGCAUUGAGCCGAUAUCUGGAGUCACCAAAUUACGGUCAUGCCAAUGGACAAACUCAGAAUGGUCAUGGCCAGCAGUACAGGGGUGGAGGAUAUGCAAGUACAAGUGGAGGUGCCACGAGUGACGAGAUUAGACGAGACUUUUUCGAAAGACAUGGGUUGGCCAAUCAAUCCACUUUGAAAGAUUUGGCAGAAUUACGAAAAAGAAUGAAAACCACUCGGCACGAACCGAAUUUGGUCACUGUCUUGGGUAAUUAUUCAAGUGACGAAGAUGAUGAUUAG